Messenger RNA from Telopea speciosissima, 282 nucleotides. RefSeq lists its product as uncharacterized. Gene Ontology annotation, cellular component: chloroplast. The transcript has a single exon. The record is from RefSeq and is a predicted model, not a curated record. Lineage: Eukaryota; Viridiplantae; Streptophyta; Magnoliopsida; Proteales; Proteaceae. Bases 1 to 282 code for a protein of 93 amino acids.
AUGGCUUCAUUCACAAUUGGUUUUGGUCCGGCAAUAACAGGAAGAGUUUUUGCGGCGACGGAGACAAAGAGCUCCGGUGGAAGCAGAGAGGAGAAAGGGCCAAUGGAUUGGAUCAUUGGAAAUCUAACGAAGGAAGACCAGUUUUAUGAGACUGACCCUAUCCUCAAGAAGGUUGAGGAGAAGAGUGGUGGAACCACAAGCCGUGGGAAUUCCGUUGCAGUUCCUCCUAAGAAGAAGAACGGUGGAUUUGGAGGCUUUGGAGGUCUUUUCGCCAAGAACUGA